AUGUUGACUAACUUUUCUCCUUCAUUAUGUUAUUGCAGCACAGUGGGGAAUCCUUUAAUCUGUCCUACUGUUGCUGAACCAGAAUGCCAUGGGAUGACAUUGAUGCCAAUGUCCAUGAACUUGAACGGCAGACAAGCUGCUCAGCCUUCUGGCAGAUCCCAAAGUCAUAAAAUAGCCAUUGCCUUUGGUUCAAGCAUUGGAUGCUUGUCUUUGAUGUUUCUUAUACUUGGAAUACUACUAUGGUGGAGACGAAGGCGGAAUGAACAGAUUUUCUUUGAUGUUAAAGAUUGGCAUUACGAAGAAGUUUCCCUAGGAAACUUGAGGAGGUUCCCAUUCAGGGAACUUCAAAUUGCAACACAUAACUUCAGCAGCAAGAAUAUACUAGGAAAAGGUGGGUUCGGGAAUGUGUACAAGGGAGUUCUGCAAGAUGGAACAAUAAUAGCUGUUAAGAGGCUGAAAGACGGUAAUGCUGUAGGUGGAAAGAUUCAAUUCCAGACUGAAGUUGAGAUGAUCAACUUUGCAGUGCACCGGAACCUCCUUCGGCUUUACGGAUUUUGCUUAACUUCCACAGAGAAACUUCUUGUUUAUCCAUGCAUGUCGAACGAUAGUGCUGCAUCUAUCCUCAAUGGAAAACCGACAUUGGAUUGGGGCACCAGGAAGCAAAUUGCUCUUGGGGCUGCCAGGGGAUUGCUAUACCUUCACGAGCAAUGCGAUCCAAAGAUAAUUCAUCGGGAUGUCAAAGCUGCGAAUAUAUUGCUCGAUGAUUAUUGUGAGGCAGUGGUCGGAGAUUUCGGGUUAGCAAAGCUUUUGGAUCACCAGGAUUCACAUGUUACAACUGCUGUGAGAGGCACUGUGGGACAUAUUGCUCCAGAAUACCUCUCCACUGGCCAGUCUUCGGACAAAACAGAUGUGUUCGGAUUCGGAAUUCUCCUACUUGAGUUAAUCACGGAUCAAAGAGCAUUGGAAUUUGGCAAGAAUGCUAACCAGAAAGGAGCAAUGCUUGAUUGGGUAAGGAAAAUUUAUCAGGAAAAGAAGCUUGAAGUGCUUGUUGACAAGGAUCUCAAGAACAACUACGACCGGAUCGAGCUCGAGGAGAUGAUUCAAGUAGCAUUAUUAUGCACACAAUACCUUCCAGUUCAUAGGCCAAAAAUGUCCGAAGUGGUUCGAAUGCUUGAAGGUGAUGGUCUAGCCGAAAGGUGGGAAGCUUCACAAAGAAGUGGAUCAACCAAAUGCAAGCCUCCUAACGAAUUCUCAUCAUCGGACAGAUAUUCCGAUCUCAUGGAUGACUCUUUACUUGUUCAAGCCAUGGAACUCUCUGGACCAAGGUGAACCAGAAACCAUGUCCUCAUAAAACUCAACUAUAAAUCAGUUUUCUAAGAUUUGAAUGAAAGAAAAUUAUAGCUAAAAUUCCUAUAGUUUGCAUAAUAGUGGGAUAGCAUAGGUUUAAAGGGCUUUGAUUCUUUUGUUGACUGGAAUUGUAUAGAUUUAUGUCUAA
Hibiscus syriacus is the source of this 1495-nucleotide messenger RNA. RefSeq names its product protein NSP-INTERACTING KINASE 1-like. Bases 1 to 1329 code for a protein of 442 amino acids. Gene Ontology annotation, molecular function: protein kinase activity; ATP binding. The transcript has 6 exons. Gene Ontology annotation, biological process: protein phosphorylation. Lineage: Eukaryota; Viridiplantae; Streptophyta; Magnoliopsida; Malvales; Malvaceae. The record is from RefSeq and is a predicted model, not a curated record.